GAGCUCUCCUCAUCCCCCCGGACCCUCCUCCCGAUCGCACCUUACUUAUUCUUACGCGGAUCCCCGUCGCCAAUGUCCUGCUCUUGUCACCAUGGCGGCGCCAGCUAACAACGCCUUCGGGGCGCCUCCUGUGCAGGCCGCUCACAAUAGCUUCCGCGCGCCCGUGGUCAACAACCCGUUUGGGGCUCCGUCCGCCCAGACUUCGGUUUUGGCUCCUUCGUCAGCGUCAAGUCGUCAGCCCUCACCCGCAAGCACACAACAUCCGCCCGCAGGCCCGUCGGCGAAAGCUCAGCUUAAGAGCCAGCUUGACGCCGCGAAAAAGGGCCCCCGCAGUGGUCGGAGCCCGUCGCCGUCCACUUCCAAAGCGCCACCCACUGGACCGUCAAGUCAACAACUAUCGGUUGGAGCAACCAAGGCGAACACGAUGACUCGUCGGAACAACAAGCUCACCGGCGGCAAACCGCAGGCCGCGAGUAAUGCUGGGCGGUUUGGAGGACGGGAAGGGCAGACGCCGGAAUCACAGCGCGCCAAUCCUUUCGGCAGCGCGAAGCCAUCUGCAGGACAGGAGAAGGUUGCGCCGACCGCGCCGAACACGAGAUUACCCCCAGGCGGGCGGCGCAAGCAGCCUGGACGCCUGGAGCGGCCUCAGCCUCCACGUUCUUCAAGUCGGCAAGGUCGGCCAAAGGCCCCGCUGAUCGGAGAGCCGAGCGAACGCACGAAGCAGCUGUCGCCCUUUGCUUUCGACUAUGCAAACAAGCUGUACGACCAUCUGAGGAAAGAAAACAUCGCGCCGCCAGAAUGGCCAGCCGAACCAGGGAACCCGAACAACCGCGCCGCUGUCGAAAGCUUCAAUGCCGAUUUCAAGAAGUAUCGCGACAAGGUCACUGCGUCCCUGAGAAAAGCCGACCUCAUUGACGACCCGGAAAAGAGGCGGAAGCUGAAAGACGCCCUCCCCUUCAAGGGCAUCUGUGAGGAAAUGUGUCCAGAGUUUGAGCAGAUCAAGCGCAUCAUUGAAGAUACAGUCAGCACCGAGGAGAAGGCAGUUGGCCCGGACGGUCUCACUCUGUGGCCGGACAGGUCUCGGAUGGUCAAGAGGUAUGGGCGCUCCUCUGCCGGCUCGGACGCGCCGCUGCCCAUGGACGUUCGUUCCGUGGACGCGCUGCGCAGGACAACAGACUAUCUCUUCAACGAUCUCCUCCAGUCGGAAAGCAACCUGCCUUCCAUGCACAGCUUCCUGUGGGAUCGCACCAGGGCGGUACGAAAGGACUUCACCUUUCACUCGCAGAAGUCGGCCGAAGAGAUGAAAGACAUGGUCUACUGCUUUGAGGCCAUCGCACGAUUCCACGCCACAGCCCUGCACCUGCUGUCGAAGAAGGGUUUCGCAAACGAGAGCUUUGUGCAGAAGCAGGAGUUUGAGCAGCUGGGCAACACCGUCCUGUCGCUCAUGGAGGCCUACGAUGCGUGUCGCGACAAGCACGUCCAGUGCGAGAACGAGGCCGAGUUCAGGGCCUACUAUCUCCUCGUCAACGCCGAGGACCCCUCUAUAGCGAACAGGAUUCCGGCCUGGGGCAAGGAGUUCUGGUUUGAGUCUGAAGAGGUCCAGACAGCUGUGGCUCUGGUCCAGGCGAUGGAGGAUGUGCGCAAACCCAAGGGACCGAUCAAGCCGCAUCGACCAACGUCGCUAGCCGACACGUCUUUCACGAACUAUUUCUCAAUUGUCGAAGACCCGCGCGUGUCUUACACGAUGGCUUGCAUCGCCGAGGUGCAUUUCACCCAGGUGCGCCAGGCAAUCCUCAAAAACCUGGUGCGCGCUUAUGCCCGGUCUCGCGAUGCGCCCCGUACCAUCACAGCUUCCGAUCUCAACGCGAUCCUGAGGUUCGACACGCCCGAGGAGGCUGUCGAGUUUGCCGAGCUUCACGGCCUGGAGUUUUCGACGUGGGUGCCCGAAGGCAAGCCACCCGUGACCGAGCCGUAUCUGCUUCUCAACGACAAGAGGAAAUACGUGCCGCCACCGCAGGUUGGCCAGUCCUUUUCCGGGACGCUCGUCGAGCGGAAACGCUCGACGCAGUCGCUGCCUUAUGUCAUUUAUAACACCAUCUUUGAGGAGCCGGCGGAGAAGUCUCCCUCGAGCGCCGAGGACAGCCCGGGCUUGUUCGUCACCAGGACGGCGGCGGCGCCGGAUAACUCUCCUUUAGGCACUCCUUCGCCACCUCUACAGCCGGCUGAGCCGUCGACCGCAACUGCGCCCUCUACGUCCCCGUUCGGCACCGUGUUCCAGACCACGCAGGCUCCGAAGACGACGCCCUCCGCCGCAGCGCCGACCGGGACAACAACACCGACGUUUGCGGGUUUCCAGACCUCGCAGCCAUCAGCGUCGACUCAAGCAGGGAAGAGUGCGUUUUCGUUCUUGAAUAUUCCGCAAGCUUCGUCGACGGCCGGCUCGAGCCCCAAGAUCCCCUCGCUUCUGGGCCAACCAACAGCUUCUUCACUCGCUGCAUCCAAUCCGGCGCAGGCCCCCGGGUUGUUCGAUUUUCUUAAGGGAUUCAAGUCAACCCCAGCUCCGUCCGCUACAACGACGACGCCGACGACGGGACCGGCGCCGGGACCGAUGCCAUCCGCAGCUGCGCUCCCCAAUGGCGCGGCUUCCAAGCCCACCGUUGCUUCCACAUUACUAGGGAACGCUAGCUCCUCCCAAGUUAAACCAACCGGGCCGAUAUCCUCAUCGUCUCUCCUAGGGACAUCUCCGUCGAGCGGCACGGCUCCGUUCUCAACCACUCAGCUCCCAAAGCCAGCAGAGCAGCAACCUGCCCCUGCUGCGCCGGCAAUCCCGUCGAUAUUCGUUUCCCCGCCAUCCGCUACAAGCAGUUCUACAAAUCAGGGUCUCCAACCUGCUUUCUUUCCUGCUUCGACCCAACCACGGGAAUCAACGAACCUUUCCAGUUCCGCUCCAGCCGUCCCUGCUCUGGCCACGCCUGCCGCGGCGCUGCCUAUAGCUCAACCAGCUCCCAAGCGGGAUCCUUUUGGCGACUUUACGAAGUGGUUCGUCAACGCGGACGACGGUCUGCUGGAGCACUUCACGGAGGAGACCCUGCGGAACCUUCUCUGGGACGUCUGGCAGGGUUUCCAGCGGGAAGAGGCCGAGAGAAAACGCAGGGAAGAGGACGAGAAAUCCUGGCGUCUCGCUCGCGAGCAUCAAAAUUACCGCCUGCGCGUCAAAUACUUCUACCGGUGGCGCAACAACGCCCGGUCCUCCGCCACGAAGCGCAUUCUUCGCGAAGGCAAGGAGAAGAUGCGACUGUACCGAGAGCAACAGCAGGCCAUCCAGAGACGGCAACAGGCGGAGAAGGAGAAGGCGGAGAAAGAGGCCAGGCGAGCUGCCGAGAGACAAGCCGUGGAAGACUCGCGCCGCAUCAGCUUGCUGGCCACAUCGGUGCGCCGGCGGGGCAGCGUUGCCUACAGCGCGGACCACGACCCGGAAGAGCAGCUCCUCGCCAGCGGCAUCUUCUCCGGCCUGCGUGACGACCCGCGCUCUCUCGCCCGCCGUGUUGUGCGAGAAGCGGCCGCUGCCGACGGCGGCGACGCCUGGUCCAUGGCAAGCGCCUCCCGGUCUUUCCGGUAUCCCGAGUCGGAACUCGAACUCGAACCGGCACCGUCGGCCCGCGACUCGCCCGACACCAGCAGCGUCGGCGGCCGCCGUGAGGGCUGGAAGACGCGGUCUUUGCGUGAGAAGUUUGGCAUCGAGCCGAGGCGUAGCCUCUCGGCGAGCGGCUCCGUCGUCAACGGUGCGUCGUUCCUGUCGUCCUCCUCCCGCUUCCGCCAGUCCCUGCCGGGAAGCAGCAGCAACAAAACGACAAAUUUCUCCCGUAAGCGGUCGGCCGAGGAGGACGGUGACGACCAAGACGGGGAGGCGAGGCGCCGUUCGCUCUAUAGCAGCAACGCCGCGCCGAAGACGAAUGGGUUUGCCCGAUCUCGCCACUGGGACCUGCGUGCGCGGGGCUUCGUCCCGACGCCCGACGGCAACUGGCUGCCGGAAGCAAUCGUCAAGGCGGGAAAGCAACGCGACAGCGCGCUGGAGCCCGAAUCGCCGCGCUCAGAACCCCGCGGGUACGACCACGACCCCGAGCUGCUCCCCGACCGCGACCCCUCGCCCACCCCGUCAGACCUGCGCCUGCGCCUGGCGAGACUUAAGCAGUCUCGCCCGCACGGCCUCGGACACGGGACUCGCCACAGCGUCGACCUGCCGCCCGCCGCGUCCGGCUUCGCAACAGACCGCUGGCUGCUCUCUCCUGCCUCGCCACCCCAUCCGCCGUUCGCUUCGCGACACCCCGCGAAUGCGGCCAACGGCGCAGCCACUGCCCACGCGGCGAGCCGCUCCCCUGCCGCGGAUAUAUCGCCGCCGCCGCCGCCGCCGCCUGCUGCUAGCCACCCAACCCCCGGCAUCAGACCCGUCAGCCUGCACGGCAAGAGAAAACGCACGACAGAAGACGCAGACUUCGCGACCGCGGAUCGUGGCAUCGACGGCGUGGCAGGGGAUCAUCAGCAAUCACCGUCCCCGUCGCCGUCGUCAUCAGCGGCAAGGAAGAAAAAGGCGAAUCUCGACCUCGACCUCAAUUUCAACCUCGAUCUGCAUCGUCUUCGUCGUCGUGAUGGGGGGGAUGCCGACGUCGACCUACACCCACCGGCGGCUGUGCCAGGCCGCGAGGAGACCUGUGCCAUGGUGGAGAACACGCGGCGCAUGCUGCGGGAGCUGCGGGAGUUCAUGGACCGCGCGGAUCGGGAGGAGGGCCGGGCAGCUGCGCCCGGCGCGGGUGUGCCGGCUGCGGCACCUGCGGCGGCUGGUGCUGCGGUCGGAGGGGAGUCGGAGGUUGGGGUGUAUUCGGGGAGGUAGCGCACUUGGACUGUGUAAGGAAGGGAAGGGGACCUGAGCGGUGGGUGGAUGGAUCGAUCAAUGGGUUGUUGCGGUUCGUUG
Molecule: messenger RNA, 4969 nt
Organism: Thermothielavioides terrestris NRRL 8126
Lineage: Eukaryota; Fungi; Ascomycota; Sordariomycetes; Sordariales; Chaetomiaceae
Exons: 1
Coding region: 92-4888 (1598 amino acids)
Biological process (GO): mRNA export from nucleus
Cellular component (GO): cytoplasm; nucleus; transcription export complex 2
Source: RefSeq, a predicted model, not a curated record